Molecule: messenger RNA, 366 nt
Organism: Caenorhabditis briggsae
Lineage: Eukaryota; Metazoa; Nematoda; Chromadorea; Rhabditida; Rhabditidae
Exons: 4
Coding region: 1-366 (121 amino acids)
Source: RefSeq, a predicted model, not a curated record
AUGAGUGCAAAACAGUCGAUUGAUUCACAAGCAGAGCCGGUUGUGCUUCGUCUGAUUCUUGUCAGCGGUAAGACUCAUGAAUUCGAAUUCUCACCACUGACAUCAGCUCACGACGUAACACAAAUGGUAUUCGAUCAAUGGCCAGACGAGUGGUACGAGGAUAAAGUACAAAGUGCACAAAUGUUGAAACUCAUCUAUCACGGGCGGUUUCUUCACGGCUCCGUCACAUUACAUGCACUUCAGUUAAUGCCCGGCAAAACGACAGUAAUGCAUUUGGUGACUAGGGAAAAUCUGCCGGAACCUAAUUCAAGUGAAACACUGACAAAACGGAAAUCAGCGGGUUGCUGUCGAUGUGUGCUCUCAUAG